AUGCCAUUCAGCACCAAGGCUCCCGAACAUUACUCGACAAACCCAAACACCAUCAAGGCACGCCGUCGCAAAAUGAGCCUCAAUGGAGCCAAGAAGGUCGAGGACGCCGCACGCACCGCAGACUACAAGGCCAUGCUCUAUACUCGCAAGGUCGUCCAGCUCAAGCCCGAGUAUGGACGCGCUUCCGAAUCAGAGAAGUCAGCCAUGCUCGAGGAAGCCAUGAGAGAGACCAUGGAGAAGCGUCGUGAACGCGGCCAGGAUACCAUGUCCAAGAUGGCCGCCUUCAACGCAGGAACCUACCGCGUCCGUGAUGGUAUCACCGGUCCGCAGACACGCGUUCCCAUCUCUGCGUUUCUCCAGGACAACGGCUUCGUGCCCUCUCGCCCUGGCAGGGCUUCACAUCGUGGUGUCGCUGCCCGUCCCAGCGGCCCAGAGUCUGCCAGCUGUGGUCCUCUCACGCCUGUCUCAGUGGGUUCUGCGCCUAUGGCUGACAUGGACGGCGUGGGCAGCGCGUUUGCAGGGGCAAAUGGCCUGACGUCUUCUGCUAAUGGACAAGGCAGUCGGGCUACUGCCGGCUUCAGUCCUCUUAACCGCCGCGUCUCAGCUCCUGUCGGUCGUCGUCUCCGGAGCAACAACGACCUGUUCUCGAGCCAGAGCUCACCUUCCCCCUCACUCAACGGCGUCAAGGCCUCCGGAACGCCCGCACCCUUCGCGAACAUGACCCCCGAGCCUAUGCUUGCGUCAGUCGAGGGAGAUGUCCCGAUGGCCAACGGCGAUGGUUCUCUGUCCAGGAUUCAGACUGAGAUGGGCCACCUCCGCACUAUCUGUCAAAAUGUUGUCACCAGCAACAACAACAUUCGAGAGCUCGACUUGCGCAAUUUUGCGGCGGAGAUGGGCAUGGAGAAGAACCGCGUGACCGACUUGGAAGUCAGAGUCAGCCAGUUGGAGGGCGUGGUCCACGCCCUUCAGAACACCGCUUUGGGUAAUGUGGUGCAAAGGGUCAAUGAGCUAGAGAGCAUCGUCGAGAAGCUCAAGGACAAGGUCGGAGGCGGCUGCGAUGCUGAAGUUGCAAAGAUGAGGGAGGUCAUGGGUGGUCUGAAGGGUGCCCUGGACAAGGUCGGUGGUUUUGUCUAA
This is a messenger RNA of Diaporthe amygdali, 1134 nucleotides long. RefSeq lists its product as uncharacterized. Lineage: Eukaryota; Fungi; Ascomycota; Sordariomycetes; Diaporthales; Diaporthaceae. The coding region runs from base 1 to 1134 and encodes 377 amino acids. The record is from RefSeq and is a predicted model, not a curated record. The transcript is spliced from 2 exons.